CUUGUCGCCGCCAGCCUCAUCGCCUCCUCGCCAGGCCCUCAUCAAAUCUGCGGUAACAUGCCGCACACUCGACCCAAGAGAUGAGGUACUCAACAGCAUGCUCGGCCUGUCGAGCUCGAAGGCGAAAAUGCGAAGUUCCCAUCCCCGGCGGCCAGUGCGCCUACUGCAGCGCCCAGAACCUUGCCUGCUCGCGCGCUGGCUCCAUCAUCCAGCCCAAAAAGUCACCCACAAGCCCUGUGCCGCCAGCAGUUGUGUCCAUGGACAUGACCAUGACCCGUGACAUGGGCCACGUCAUGAGCCCAACGACGACAACGACGGCGACAGCCAUGACCCUGACGACAGGAGCGGCGGCGACGACGACAAACACGUCACCCCAGAUCAUGGGCAUCUCGCCGGCCGCCGCCGUCCAGGACAAGGCCCUCUGCUUUGAGCUGGUCGAGCUGUACUUCAAGUACAUCCACGACCAGCUGCACUCGCUCUUCCACCGUCCGAGCUUCAUGCUCGACCUCCACGAGGGCACGGCGCCCCUCGUUCUUGUCUACGGCAUGAUGGCCCUGUCGGCGCGCUUCUCGUCGAACCACGCCUUCAGCGGCAUCCCGCCCAUGGCCCGCGGCGAGCACUUUGCCACCGAGUGCAACCUGCUGCUGAACCUGCGCGACGUGUCACUGACGACGAGCCAGGCGUGCGUCCUGCUGGGCGCCGUGAGCAUCGUCGAGGGCGAGGCCGGCGCCGAGACGGUCUACUACGCUGCCGCCUGCCGCAUCGCCAACUUUCUCGACCUGCCGAACAUGCCGACGCCGGAUCCGCUGCAGCGCGAGAUCCACAUCCGAGUCUACUGGUCCCUCUGCAUGAUCGACGUGUGGUCGUCGACGGGCGUCAACCUGCCGCUGCUGAUGAACCGACGGCACGACGUGCCGCUGCCGAUGAACGAGUCGACGUUUCUCAACAUGAGCCGCGCGAGCAGCAACCACUUUGACUUUAUCCUGUCGCCGAACCGCGAGGACUCGCUGAUCGCGCAGAACAUCAAGCUCAACAGCAUCCUCAUGAAGGUCAACGACGCCAUCAAGACGCUGACGUCGGACGCGUCGGUCACGAGCAUCGACGAGACCGUGUCGAGCCUGUCGCAGGAGCUCGAGGCCUGGGAGGUGGCGCUGCCGCCGAGCAUCCGCGACACGCCGUCGAACCUGCACGCGUUCGCGUCGCAGGGCCAGGGGCGCAUCUUCAUCGCCGUGCACGUGAGCCACUACCACUUCUCGCAGCUGCUCUUCUACCAGUACCUCGACGAGCAGCAGCGGUUCCCCGCGUCCCUGACGGCGCAGGCGUUCGCGCGCAAGUGCAAGUCGAACGCGGCGUCGCUGUCGCGCAUCAUCGACCUCGCCAACACGACGCCCGGCUGUGACUGCUUCUUCAACAUGCUCGGCCACAUCAUCGUCGUCACGUCGUCCGUCUUCAUCCACACGCUCCUCUUCGAGACGGACGAGGCCGAGGUCGCCGCCGCCCGCGCCCAGCUCGAGCGCAACUUCAACUCGCUCGUCACCCUGCGCCAGUACUGGCCCGCCCUCGAGGUCUGCUUUGCCCGCCUCAAGACGUUCCACGAGCUGUGCCGUAAGAGCACCGACCACACCUACCGCAUGGACCGCUGGAUGCUGCGCUUCCUCACCGAGUUUGCCCGCCCCAUUGACGAGAAGGAGCGCGAGGAGGAGGGCAGCGUCGACCUCGACCGCUGGAGCAUUGGCAACAUUGGCAUCAGCCCGGAGAACUGGGCGUAG
Molecule: messenger RNA, 1769 nt
Organism: Verticillium dahliae VdLs.17
Lineage: Eukaryota; Fungi; Ascomycota; Sordariomycetes; Glomerellales; Plectosphaerellaceae
Product: ZnF3
Exons: 3
Coding region: 81-1769 (562 amino acids)
Biological process (GO): DNA-templated transcription; regulation of DNA-templated transcription
Cellular component (GO): nucleus
Molecular function (GO): zinc ion binding; DNA binding; DNA-binding transcription factor activity, RNA polymerase II-specific
Source: RefSeq, a predicted model, not a curated record